GCCUGACAGACUGAACCCAGGACACUAACCACCCAUCUACCUUGUCCGUGUAUCGAUGAAAACGGUUACAUGAUCAACGCCGCCGCUGUUGGGUUGCUGAACAAAUAUUAGCUGUGUGCAUUCAGGAAAGGUACGCUCUGCUUACAAUUGACUAAUAUGUGGGAUUCCGAGUUUCUCUUAAGAGUUCUGUGGCUGGUUGUGUGCCAGGCUGCUGCUGGUUGGAGUCAGGCAAACAUAACCAGCAUGCUGGCACCACAGGCGGAUCGGGUCAUGGUGCUCGGAGAAUGGGAGGAACGCUGGCAGGCGGACAGGAUUGGUUUCCAUCAGCCUCAAGUGCACAAGAUGCUGGAGAGCAACAUUGAUAAAGUUCUCGCCGGACGGACAGGAGUUCGCUUCUUCUUCCCUCUCUGUGGGAAAGCUGUAGACAUGAAGUGGCUGGCUGACAUGGGCCACUCAGUGGUCGGGGUAGAGAUAUCUGAAAAGGCUGUAAAACAGUUCUUUGAGGAGAACAACAUGACCUACAGUGAGGAGCCUGUCCCUGCCAUACCUGGAGCAAAGGUUUACAAGAGCUCAGAGAGAAAUAUCUCCCUAUAUCAAUGUGACCUGUACAACUUUUCCAGUUCCAUUGAGGGAGAGUUUGGUGCAAUUUGGGACAGGGGAUCUCUAGUGGCCAUCAACCCAAGAGACAGAGAAAAGUAUGCUGCUCUCAUAAUGUCUCUCAUGGCCAAAGACUGCAGAUACCUUUUGGACACUUUGUUGUACAAUCCUGAAUUAUAUACAGGUCCUCCCUUCUUUGUGCCUGAUGAACAAGUACACAGCCUGUUUGGGAACAGCUGUGAUAUGGAACUGCUGCAGUCAGUGGAUGCCCUGACAGACAGACACCGAGCCUGGGGGCUGGAUUACUUAACCGAAAAUGUACACCUCAUCACUCCAAAGAGCGUUUAAAUCUUAACUUGUAAAUUUAGCGAGCUUAGAAAACCUGAUAAUGGGCACGUUAUUGCAAACAUAGGAUUUGGGCGUGUUUUGCCGAUGUAUUCUUUUUAAUGCUUAAGACAUCAAGUGAAGGUGCAUGGAAAUAAAAUGUCAAGAGAAUUUCUAAAUACAGUUUUAAACUCAUUCAUUUUCAUAAAGCCUAAGAACUGUAACAUGUAAAGUUUUGACUGAUUGACAAAUUAAAACUUGUUUCAUAACAAAA
Molecule: messenger RNA, 1195 nt
Organism: Dicentrarchus labrax (European seabass)
Lineage: Eukaryota; Metazoa; Chordata; Actinopteri; Moronidae
Product: probable thiopurine S-methyltransferase
Exons: 9
Coding region: 157-945 (262 amino acids)
Molecular function (GO): thiopurine S-methyltransferase activity
Source: RefSeq, a predicted model, not a curated record